AUGGCCGGCUCCCAGCUCAAACGCCUCAAGGCGUCCCUCAAAGAGCAAGGAAUUGUCGGCCCUCAGCAAUCGAAGAAGCAGAAACGACGCAAUGCUCAGGAUGAGCGCUCUCGAAAUGACAAACGACUUCAGCGCGGAGUGGUCUUGGAGGGGAUUCGCGAGCAAUUCAAUCCUUUCGAUCUUAAGCAUGCCAAGGGCCCAAAAUUCGAAGUUACGAGUAACCGGCCUAUGUUGACUGCUGGCAGCAUCAAGGGUCGUCCCGGUCAGGCAAAAGCAGCCAGCGAGGAGAGGCGCCGUCAAACCCUUCUGGUCGAGAUGCAACGCCGCAACAAGGUUGGUGGAAUUCUCGAUCGUCGAUUCGGUGAAAACGAUCCCACAAUGGCCCCCGAAGAUAAGAUGCUUGAGCGAUUUGCCCGAGAAAAGCAGAGAAGUCACAAGAAGAACUCAAUGUUUGAUUUGGAAGACGACGAUGCUUCAGAAGGUUUGACCCACAUGGGCAAGUCUCUUUCCUUUGACGAUAUGGACGAUUUCAAAGAAGAUGAUCUCGAGGAGGACUACGAAAGUGAUGGCUCGGUGCGUGAACAGCAGAGAUUGAAGCGUAUUCGUGCAAUAGCAGCCCAAGGUAGUGAUGGUGAGGACGAUGAACCGGAACGAAAAAAGACGAAGAAGGAGGUGAUGGAGGAGGUUAUCGCCAAGUCCAAACACUACAAGUACGAGCGACAGGCUGCAAAGGAGGAGGAUGAAGAGCUCCGAGAGAAACUUGACAAGGAGUUGCAAAACAUCCAGUACAUGUUGCACCACAGCCGGCCAGGCGCCAAGCCUCAGAACGAGGGGCUUGCAAAACCCACCAUCGCUGGAGUUGACCGAGACGCUUUUGAGAAGAACUUUGAUCUUCAAGUAAAGAAACUGGCUCAGGAUAAGAGGGCACAGCCUGCCGACCGCACCAAGACUGAGGACGAGAAGGCUGAAGAAGAGUCUACAAGACUCAAGAAGCUCGAAGACAAGCGCCAGAAGCGCAUGAGGGGAGAGUCAGUCAGUGACAGCGAGGAUGAAGAAGUCGACAACAAAGGCAAGAAGCCUGAGCUUGAUGCUAUGGAUCUGGACGAUGAGGAAGACUUUGGCUUGGGCAGCGGUAUCCGAGCUCGUCCUACUGCUACUGAGCUUGGCUUUGACGAUGAAGAUGAUUUCGUGAUCGACGAUGAUCUCGUGGCUAGCGGCUCGGACCUGGAACUCGACAGUGAGGGUGAAUCAGACAUGGAGGAUGUGUCUGAUGAGGAAGCUGAGGAUGAGGAGGAUGACUUUACAAAAGGCUUGCUUAAUGAGGAAGAGAGCCGAAAUCCUGUUUUCGAUGCCGACUCGACAACAAAAGCUUCGGCGAUUCAGAAGGGCGACGAGCAAGGCCUCCCCUACACCUUUGAAUGCCCUCAGUCUUGCGAUGAAUUGCGAGUCAUUCUGGCACCAUACCCAGCCAAGACCUUCCCUACAAUUGUCCAGAGGAUUCGUGCCCUCUAUCAUCCCAAGCUCAGCAGUAUGAACAAGGAGAAGCUUGGCAACUUUGCAAGUGCUUUAGUUGACUACAUCGGUCUGCCCUGGGACCCUGCCACUUCUGCCCCUUUUGCGGUGCUCGAAAGCAUUGUCCGACACAUCCACUCUCUGGCAAAGAUGUUCCCUAUCGAAAUUAGUAAGCAGUUCCGCAAGAAUCUUGAGGAGAUGGGAGAGUCUCGACCCUUGGCACUAGGAACCGGAGACUUGGUUUUGCUUUCUGCAGUUGGAACCAUCUUCCCUACUUCCGAUCACUUCCACCAAGUCGUCACUCCUGCUGUGCUGACCAUCACUCGAUACCUUGGCCAAAGAGUACCACAAAACCUGGCACAUUAUGCUAUUGGGACAUAUCUCUGUAUCCUUGCUGUCAGCUACCAGAAACUUGCUAAGCGCUACGUGCCCGAAGUUGUUAACUUCUCUCUGAAUACGCUCUUGGCCCUGGCCCCUGUUGCCACUUCCAAGAAGGUCGGGGAUUUUCCUCUUCACAUGGCUCCUGAGGGCAUCCGCAUAGAAGCUGCGACUAAGUCAGAGUCACGGAGACUCAACUUCUCAGACUGCAUCGAGCAAGAGGCCAAAAAGACAGAAACGAUAGCCCGCAAGGUCGCUAUUCUCGAUACCACAGCACAAGUUAUAGAAACUGCAGCAGAUACGUGGACUGGGAAGAGUGCAUUCCUCGAGACCUUUGGACAGGCUGCGAGCGUACUCAAACACCUCGGCAGCAAAACCUGCAGGUCACAAUUACCUACUACUCUCAAUGAAAGAAUCGAGAAGUUGCAAGUCAAAUUCGACCGCAUGCUUAAGGUUGCGCAACUAUCGCGCCGCAAUGUUGAGCUGCAUCAUCAUCGGCCCUUGGCAAUCAAAACCUAUGUACCCAAGUUCGAGGAGACAUUCGAUCCUGAUAAGCACUACGACCCCGAUCGAGAGCGAGCAGAGUUGGCCAAGCUCAAGAAGGAGCACAAGAAGGAACGCAAGGGUGCCCUUCGGGAGCUGCGCAAGGACGCCAACUUCAUGGCACGCGAGAAGUUACGGAUCAAGAAGGCAAAGGACGAGGCGUACGAGAAAAAGUACAAGCGUCUUGUUGCCGAGAUUCAAAGCGAGGAGGGUCGCGAGGCGAAUGCAUACGAGCGAGAGAAGUCUGCGAGGAAGAGGGCCAAGAACAGGUAA
This is a messenger RNA of Fusarium fujikuroi IMI 58289, 2706 nucleotides long. RefSeq names its product related to NOP14-nuclear and nucleolar protein with possible role in ribosome biogenesis. The transcript has 2 exons. Bases 1 to 2706 code for a protein of 901 amino acids. NCBI's taxonomy places the organism in Eukaryota, Fungi, Ascomycota, Sordariomycetes, Hypocreales, Nectriaceae. Gene Ontology annotation, biological process: maturation of SSU-rRNA. Gene Ontology annotation, cellular component: Noc4p-Nop14p complex; small-subunit processome; nucleolus. The record is from RefSeq and is a predicted model, not a curated record.